This is a messenger RNA of Ctenopharyngodon idella (grass carp), 3445 nucleotides long. Its product is annotated as uracil nucleotide/cysteinyl leukotriene receptor-like. The transcript has 4 exons. NCBI's taxonomy places the organism in Eukaryota, Metazoa, Chordata, Actinopteri, Cypriniformes, Xenocyprididae. Gene Ontology annotation, biological process: positive regulation of Rho protein signal transduction; phospholipase C-activating G protein-coupled receptor signaling pathway. Gene Ontology annotation, molecular function: G protein-coupled receptor activity. Gene Ontology annotation, cellular component: membrane. Bases 2051 to 3064 code for a protein of 337 amino acids. The record is from RefSeq and is a predicted model, not a curated record.
UUAAUCUGCGAUGACAUAACAUAAAGGUUCAUUUAUGCAAAAUGUAUUGAGAGAUGGAGAAUAAAACAUUGCAGUCAAGUUGAAAAUAAUAUCCUAUCGUCUGCGCAGAUUUGUGGACAGCUCGCGUGACCUGUGUUUGAGUUCUGCCUCAUGGAACUUUCCCAAUCCCGUUCCCCUUUUCUCUUUCACUUCUUGUCUAUCAAAAUAAAAAAGAAAAAACACCAAAAAUACAUUUUUACAAAUAAAAAUAAAUAAAUAAGAAAAUAAUGUCCUAUUACCUGUGGCAGUUGUUUUCACAAGUUCACACUUACAAAUGAUCAAAUCUGCAUUGUUUAUCCUUUUGAUAUUUCAUUCAGAAAAAUUCACAAAAUUCGAACCUUUCAUUGAAGUAAAACAAUUGAAAGUUGGGGGAAACUCACAUUAUGAAAUAAAUGUUUUUCUCCUAUACAUGUUGGCCACAAUUAUUGGCACCCCUAGAAAUUCUUAUGAGUAAAAUAUCUCUGAAGUAUAUUCUUAUUCAUAUUUACAUUUUUUAGCACACCAGGGUGACAAGGAGCAUGAAAUUGUCCAGCCAUGACUUCCUGUUCCACAGGAGUAAAAAUAUGUGUAAACACAAACGCCAAACCCUUAUUCCUUGUCUGGUGUUGUUUAAAGCCCUUUGAAGCUGCACUGAAACUCUAAUUUUGACCUUCAACCGUUUGGAGGCCAUUGAAGUCCAUUAUAAGGAGAAUAAUCCUGGAAUGUUUUCAUCAAAAACCUUAAUUUCUUUUCGACUGAAGAAAGAAAGACAUGAACAUCUUGGGGGCAAGAAUUAAGAAGAUAAUUAAAGAUGUUACGAAUCUGCCUGGAAGAGGACGUGUGUCUAUAGCGUCCUAAUGCGUGGUGAGGAGGAGAGUUUGAGUGGCCAAAGACUCUCCAAGGAUCACAACUGGAGAAUUGCAGAAAUUAGUUGAGUCUUGGGGUCAGAAAGCUUAAAAAAAUUACCAAAAAGCAUCUAUAUCACCAAAAGUUGUUUGGGAGGGUUUGAAGAAAAAUCCUCUGCUCUCAUCCAAAAACAAACUCCAGCAUAUUCAGUUGUCAGACACAACUGGAACUUUUGGCAUUUUUGGCAGCAAACCCACCAGAUGGGUUUGGUGCACAUAUGGAUAAAAAGUACUCCAUGCCCACGGUUAAAUAUACUGCUGGAUCUUUAAUGUUGUGGGCCUAUUUUUCUGCUGGAGGUCCUGAACAUCUUGUUCAGAUACAUGGCAUCAUGGAUUCUAUCAAAUACAAACGGAUAAAAAAUCUGACUUCUUCUGCUAGAAAUCUUAUAAUGGGCCGUGGUUGGAUCUUCCAUCAGGACAAUGAUCCAAAACAAACAUCAAAAAGGAGAAGAAGAACCACUAGGAUGGGAGGAAUGGAGAUGGAUUCCAAGGCCAAAGAGAUGAUUAAUUUACUGAGGCAGCAACAGAAAAUUAAUUUGAAAUUGAUUAUGCUUUGAAUACUUUUAUGUGUGAAAUGGAACAGAUUACAAACGAGGUUGAAGCUUUGACCACGGAAGCUUCAGCGCCGGUUGUAUCUGCAAAUGAUGUUUAAAUAAAAGUGAGGUUUUUCCUGCUGAGUUUCUGAGAAAAGAGACAGAGAUGUAUGUUUUAUUAUAACUAGAAAUGUUAAAAGGAAACUAAUGGGAAGGUCUCAAGAUUUAGCGAUUAAAAUGUGUUACAGUUUGCAGAAUGUGUUGCAGUCUUAUGUUUUGCAUGCAACAGGAAACUGUGAAGUGUUAGGGGCUGAAAAGAGGAUGUGAUCUUUGUAAACUAUAUAUAUUAUUUUUUAUUCUGUACCUUGUUACUAAAACAAAACCAUUGUAUUUGGUGCUUCGUAAACCUCUCUAAACAAGUCUCAGAGUGAGUUACUUAUACAUAAACUAUUAUCAAUACCUGCAAUUAAACUACUUCCAUCGAGCCUCAAGAGCAUUGGAUCCUGACUGAGCUGGUGCGGACUCCACCUUGAAAUCUCUAAUUGUCGUACAACGCUCUCAAUCCAACUAAUCAGAAGUGGUUGGUCUGAGCCCAUGGAGAGGACAAUGGCAAUCACAGAGCUGUUCAGAUACAUCAACUCCUCUCUGCUCAUCAGCCAAAAAUCGCUGAAUGUCUCGCCGGCCGAGCAGACGGUCUACAGCAGCUGCGCACACAUGCCUGCCGUCCUCAUCUUCUACCUGGGGCUGCAGUUCAUCAACAUGUUCCUGGGCAUCCCGGCCAACAUCAUGGUUCUGUGGCUCAUCCAUAAGAAUAAGCGCGACUCCUCCACCUCAGACAUCUUCAUUGUCCAUUUGGCUGUGCUGGACACUUUCUUCUGCCUCAUUCUUCCACUGGAACUGGCCAACAUUGUCUAUCUGACCGCCAGCAGCACCUGGUACAUCCUGCGCUUCUUUUACGGUGUCAAAGACUUGUCGCCACUGUUCCUGUCCUGCAUCUGUCUGGACAGAUACAUGGCCGUCCGCCAUCCCAUCACCUUCACCAAACUCAAAGACAAGCGCCAUCGCUCUGUGUGUGCUGCCGUCAUGUUGUUUAUCACCUUGGUCUACGCUGCAGCAAAGUGUGUAGGAAAAAUCCCUAACUUUGAGAAGGUCUUCACUGUCAUGAUUCUGGCAGUGUUUGCGUUCAUGCUGUUCUGUAACAUCUCCAUUCUCUGGGCCCUGAGACAAUCUGCUCCAGGUCGAGAUGAGAGGCAUCCCGUCAAGAAAAGGGCCUUCAAAAUGGUUGUCAUCAUCUUGGCCAUCAUUGUGUUUAACUACUUCCCACCGGUAGCUCUAUUUCCUUUUCAAGAGUAUUUCUCUCCAGCGGUCUUCCGCUGUUAUAUCCACUACAUCGCCUUUGGCUUCAUGGACAUCAGCAGCAGCAUCCAGCCGGUUCUGUAUCUGUCGCGGGAGAAGCUGCCCAAAGUCCCGCUGUGCUGCUCGAAAAACACAGAAUGUGCAGAUGAUCCUGUGUUCACCAUUAACCAGUUAACGAGGUCAGCUGUAUCCGGGCCAUAUCUAGAUCAGAUGGAGGACCAGCACCAAAACACGAGCACAACUCCUCCCUGAAUGUCAGCAGAGUUUGUGUCAACUGGACUAUUCCCUGUGAAGGCUUCAUCGACACGACAGCCAGUGGCACAGGUCCUCAACAAACCCGUCUCCAUACCGGCGUGAUGAAUCUGAUCUUCAACCAGAUGGAACUAAAUAUUUUAGCCUGGUUUCUCCCAAGGUUUUUUCUCCAUUCUGUCACCUGAUGGAGUUUGGGUUCCUUGCCACUGUUGCCUCUGGCUUGCUUAGCUGGGGACACCUAGACACUAUUUUCUUCUAGAGCUGCUCUACAGCCGAAACAAACUUUGUUGCAUAGUUUUCCUAUUAUCAGUGUAAAGCUGUUUUGAAACAAUCUGUAUGGUAAAAAACACUAUAUAAAUAAAGGUGACUUGACUGAUCUUA